This is a messenger RNA of Labrus bergylta (ballan wrasse), 2031 nucleotides long. The record is from RefSeq and is a predicted model, not a curated record. Lineage: Eukaryota; Metazoa; Chordata; Actinopteri; Labriformes; Labridae.
CAGUGGGCGGCCCGGCCCACAGAGCACAGCACCGAGACCCGAGACCCGACACCAGGGAGUGGUGGAUAGCAAACCGGCAGCUGGCUCGGGUUUAUGUAUCCAACCUGCUUGUGUCCAGACGCGAGCUUCCAGCCGGUUGAAGCAUGGAGGAGUUAGCCAGAGAGAGCAUUAACCUGCUGGCUUCAGCCUCUUCAAAGCCCCCGCUGGAUGUAGUGGCCGGGCCUCGGCUCGGUUCUAUGGGAGCCAUUUUCAUCAUGCUGAAAUCUGCACUCGGAGCCGGACUUCUUAACUUCCCCUGGGCCUUCGCGAGAGCCGGGGGCAUCCGCAGCGCAGUCACCGUGGAGCUGGUCUCUCUCGUGUUCCUGGUCAGUGGUCUGAUCAUCCUUGGUUACUCCUCGUCCAUCAGUGGCCAGUGCACGUACCAGGCGGUUGUGAAGGAGGUGUGUGGGCCAGCCAUUGGUCAGCUGUGUGAGAUCUGCUUCGUCUUCAACCUCUUCAUGAUCUCUGUGGCCUUUCUGGUUAUAGCGGAUGACCAGCUGGAGAAGUUGAGUGGCUCCCUGUACGAGCUGGUGACUGGCUUGCCGGAGUCAGAGAUGCCGUAUCACUUCUACACAGACCAGCGCUUCGCCCUAACGCUGCUCUGCAUCCUCCUCAUUCUGCCUAUGUCCAUCCCCAAAGAAAUCAGCAUUCAGAAAUACAUCAGUGUUCUAGGUACUCUGGCUGCGACCUACCUGACCAUUGCCAUCAUCAUCAAAUAUCACACCACGCCUCAUGUUCUGAUUUAUGCGACCCCUCUUUACACCAGUGGGAUCAGCUCCUGGGCCUCCAUGUUUAGCGUCAUCCCCACCAUCUGCUUUGGUUUCCAAUGCCACGAGGCGUCCAUUGCCAUCUACAGCAGCAUGGAGAACCAGCGGCUCUCUCAUUGGGUCUUCAUCUCUGUGGUCUCCAUGAUCUUCUGUCUUAUUAUCUACUCCCUCACAGGUCAGACAGUCCUCCACUUCCUUUUACAUCUGUUGGUAUGGCUGGACCUGAACACACAGUUGGGGAAGAAACACUUCCUGUCCACAGAGAUCCUCCUGAUUCAGUGGCAGCGACACUUUAGGAGCAGAUAUCAGCUGCUCCAACACAACUUCAGAUCUGUGAUCCAGGACCCUCUGCUAAAUUGGCGGCGGCGACGUGGUAACGUCGCAACAGCGGAGUUUGAAAGCCGCAGCCGUUACGUGCUAACAGUCCUGUGGAUAACUGUGACGCUGCUCAUUGCCACGUGCAUACCAGACAUCAGCAAGAUCAUCAGCGUCAUGGGAGGCAUCAGCGCCAUCUUCAUCUUCAUCUUUCCAGGACUCUGCUUGAUAUUUGCAAUGCAGUCUGAGCUGGUCUCCUGGAAGACUAGAGUCAUCCUCACACUUUGGGGGGUUGUGACCUUGAUCUGCGGAGCUUUCAUUUUCGGCCAGAGCACCACCACGGCUGUCAUGCAGGUCCUUGGAAGGAUCUGAUGUUUCCUCCUCCCUUACAUAUCCAUAGUGCUUCUGGAGACUAGAUCCUUACUCGUACUCCCUCAUCUCCUCUCCCUGAAAGAGCCCGUUGUGAAUAAUGGCCACUGGGACUCUUAAAAAAAAGGACUUGACCCUUGAACAAACAAGUAGCCCUCAAAGCGUGCUACUUAUUGCUGUAACCACAAUGAGCUAAUCUAGAGUCAAGUUUAAUGUUCAUGAGGUAUAAUAGUUCUUGGUAGUGAGCUGUGCUUACCUAAGAUGGUCUAAUUGAACUCCUCAGGUAUUUCUGCAGUUUGAACAGUUUGUUGUACAUCUGCGGUUUUCACUUCCAACGUGCAUGUUUGUGCAAAUGUGUUUAACACCGGGCUGUAUUCAGAAAUAUAUUUUUAAAUAUAUUUACAGAGCAUGCUGCCUUACACUGACAGUGAGCAGUGUAAUUUUACCAAUGCUUAUUUUCUAAGUCAUUUUUUUAACACUAUUUUACACUCUAACUUUGGAUACACAUGAACAACACACAUAAGUUAUUAAAGGUCCCAUA